This is a messenger RNA of Entamoeba dispar SAW760, 1038 nucleotides long. RefSeq lists its product as uncharacterized. NCBI's taxonomy places the organism in Eukaryota, Evosea, Mastigamoebida, Endamoebidae. The transcript has a single exon. The record is from RefSeq and is a predicted model, not a curated record. Bases 1 to 1038 code for a protein of 345 amino acids.
AUGUCAUUCAGAAAUAAUAAUAUUAAAAUUAAUAAUUAUGAAGAAAAUCGUCGUCGACGCCAAAGACGACGAAUUACAAUGCAAAAGAAAGACUAUGAAGAGUUGGAAAGAAAAGAAACUGACUCUCAUAGAUCUUCUGGCUUCGAAACGAUCGGGGAUCGUGUUCGACAACGUAGAGAAGCCAGUGAAAAUCGUUUAAUUAACGAUUUUCUUCGAGAGAGGGAGACUGGACGUCUUGACUUAGAAAAAUAUCGUCAAAGACGUGAAGAAGCUAUUGCCUCUCUUGAAAGAAAAAGAAGAAAUACCCGCACUAUUGGAGAGUACGGAACUACUUCUAUUAUUGGUGGUACUGCUGAUAAUAGAGUAGUUAGCGGAGCUAGUGCUGGUACUACUUCUUUAAUAGAAGAUCCCCAAUUAGACCCCUCUUUUGUCCCUCCUCAAAAUGCCCCCUCUGACCCCUCUCAAGAAACCCCUUAUGCCCCACCUAUUAUAGCCCAACCAGCGGAUGAUACAUUAUCUGAUGCAGAGGUUCAAGCUAUUCUAGAGGAAAUACUCAAUGAAGAGGAAUAUGUUACAUUAGAUUUCCUCACUCUAGAUAGAAUAGAACCUACAGAAAAUGAAUUGCAUCUAAUCCGUCUGGCAAGAGAAAAUAAUACUGAUGAAGAAAUAGAAUUCAGUAUUAUUAGAAGAAGAGAUUUUGGGCUAGAAUAUACUGCGCAGGUAUGGGGUGGUAUGCUAGGGGAAACCUAUAGAAUAAGUCAAUUAAUUAAACAACAUGACUUAAUCCCCCUAGUUGAGUUUGUAUUUGGUGGUCGACAACGACGAUUUAUUAUUAAUUUAGAAAAUGUCGAACCACAAGAAUUCAUUAAUAGAUGUGUGGGGUUUAAUGUUGGUAUAGAAGAAUUUUGGAGGAGAUAUGAUGAUGAAGAAAGUGAAUUAAAUAUUCCACCAGGAAAAAUAGUAAAAGAAAUCAUCAUAUCAAUAGUAAACCUCCACAAAGAGAAAGAAUUGAAGGAGCAUUGUUUAAUUACUUCUUAA